Hyaena hyaena (striped hyena) is the source of this 2706-nucleotide messenger RNA. RefSeq names its product lysophosphatidylcholine acyltransferase 2 (gene LPCAT2). The transcript has 14 exons. The record is from RefSeq and is a predicted model, not a curated record. NCBI's taxonomy places the organism in Eukaryota, Metazoa, Chordata, Mammalia, Carnivora, Hyaenidae. Gene Ontology annotation, molecular function: 1-acylglycerophosphocholine O-acyltransferase activity; calcium ion binding. The coding region runs from base 149 to 1783 and encodes 544 amino acids. Gene Ontology annotation, cellular component: endoplasmic reticulum.
ACGGCGUCUAGGUGACUCGCGCCUGCGCGGAGGCCCCGCAACGGCGCCGCGGGCUGGGACUCCGGCGAAGCUCCCCCUAGGUCGCGGCGGGUGUUCGCACCGGCGUUUCGCGACGGUCGCUGGGCCCGGUCUGACGCCCUGCCGGGCCAUGACCCAGUGCGCGGAGGCGGCGGCGGUGGCGGCCACGGUGCCGGGCGCGGGCAUGGGGAAAACCGGGCUCCGGCCGUCCAUGGUGCCCCGCCAGGCGUCCUUCUUCCCGCCGCCGGUGCCCAACCCCUUCGUGCAGCAGACACGGAUGGGCGCGGCGAGUCGCCUCCAGAUUUUCUUUCUUGGAAUUAUCCUGCUUCCAAUCCGUGUCUUGCUGAUUGCAUUAAUUAUAUUACUGGCGUGGCCGUUUGCUGCCAUUUCAACGGCAUGCUGUCCUGAAAAGCUGGCCCAUCCAAUAACUGGUUGGAGAAGGAAAAUGACUCAACCAGUUUUGAAGUUUCUGGGUCGUGCCAUGUUCUUUGUGAUGGGAUUCAUAGUUACCGUGAAAGGAAAGGUCGCGAGUACUGCGGAGGCACCAAUUUUCGUUGCUGCCCCUCACUCGACAUUCUUUGAUGGAAUCGCCUGUGUGGUAGCUGGGUUACCUUCCAUGGUAUCUCGAAACGAGAAUGCGCACGUCCCUCUGAUUGGCAGACUUUUACGAGCUGUGCAGCCAGUGCUCGUGUCCCGUAUAGACCCGGAUUCUCGGAAAAACACGAUAAAUGAAAUAAUAAGGCGAGCAAGCUCAGGAGGGCAGUGGCCUCAGAUACUAGUUUUCCCAGAAGGUACUUGUACUAAUCGUUCCUGUUUGAUUACUUUUAAACCAGGGGCCUUCAUUCCAGGGGUUCCGGUGCAGCCAAUCCUCCUCAGAUACCCCAACAAGCUGGAUACUGUGACUUGGACGUGGCAGGGAUAUACAUUCAUUCAGCUCUGUAUGCUCACGUUCUGCCAGCUCUUCACAAAGGUGGAAGUUGAGUUUAUGCCUGUUCAAGUACCAAGUGAUGAAGAAAAAAACGAUCCCAUCCUUUAUGCCUCUAGAGUCCGGACUUUAAUGGCAGAAGCUUUGGGGAUUCCAGUAACAGACCACACCUACGAAGACUGCAGAUUAAUGAUUUCAGCAGGACAGUUGACACUGCCCAUGGAAGCCGGGUUGGUGGAAUUUACCAAAAUUAGCCGGAAAUUGAAGUUAGAUUGGGAUAGUGUCCGUAAGCAACUGGAUGAGUACGCAGCCAUCGCUGGCUCUUCAAAAGGAGGAAGAAUCGGGAUUGAAGAAUUUGCGGAGUAUUUAAAGCUGCCCGUGUCAGACGUCUUGAGACAGCUCUUCGCACUCUUUGACAGGAACCAUGAUGGCAGCAUUGACUUCCGAGAAUAUGUGAUUGGUCUGGCUGUCCUGUGUCACCCUGCCAACACGGAGGACAUCAUCCAAGUGGCAUUUAAGCUCUUUGAUCUUGAUGAGGAUGGCUACAUCACAGAGGAAGAGUUUUCCACCAUUUUGCAGGCCUCCCUCGGGGUGCCCGACCUGGAUGUUUCUGGUCUCUUCCAGGAAAUAGCCCAGGGAGAUUCUGUGUCCUAUGAGGAAUUUAAAUGUUUUGCCCUAAAGCAUCCACAAUAUGCUAAGAUAUUUACAACCUACUUAGACCUCCAGACGUGCCAUGUCUUUUCAUUGCCGAAAGAAGUCCAGGCAGCUCCCUUGAUGGCCAGCAAUAAAGUCAGUCCCGAAAAUCUUGACGAGAGCACCUCAGACAAAAAAGAUGAUUGAAAGCAAAUCUUCACAAUAAGGAAAGUCAUUUACUUGAAAUCAUAAAGGCAUUUAUUGAUAGUAUUUUCAGUGUGACUUUUGAGUAACGAUGAUGUUUAAAAUGGAAAGCUUUUUUUAAAAUAAAAAUGAUAGACUUUUUUAUUAAAAUGCUUUUAUUCUUACAUAUGUAUAUGAAGUAAGAUUCCCUCUCUUUUAUGUUGUAUUGUGCUGUACUGAUUGGUUUACUGGGGAUAAAUAUGUAUUUAUGGAUUUCCCAGCUUAAUUUGCAUAUGCAAACGAAUGCAGUGAUCUCACUUAUUUUCUGAUGAGCACUAAUCAACACUGUAAAAAGUUCUAAAGAGGUAAGAACUUUUUAAAUCUACUUCCCUCUAAAGAAAUGAAGUAAUACUGUUAUCUCGAAUCCCUUCCUGUUCUGGAAAUAAGAGCGAGAAGUCUAAGGAACAUCGUGGAAUUUCAUGCCUUUAACUACACAGACGCUUUAUUUCUAUUUCCAAUUCAGUUUCUUGGAUCACUGAAUAUGAUGGAUUGGAAGGGAGAGCUUCGUUAACUCAAUGAGACUUCUUAAAACUCAUAUUCUCUCUAUUGCAUUUUCACUGAAGAUUCCCUUAACCACCUGCUAAGGAAAUUAUACCAUUUUGUGUGAUCUACAGUUUAGAACUUUGUUUUAAAGACUCAGGCUAUGGCCAAAGGCUAAGUGAGAAUUGCUUUAUUGCAGAUCACCUUAAUAACCUGCUGAGAAAACGAAUCAUUUGCCACAGAGUCUAGCUUGACUUGCAUAGUUCAGAAUGUGGGGCUUGCCCACUAAAUGAGUCAGAUCUGCUCUAUUUAUAUAAUAAGUAUUAGAAUUAACACAUAUUACUGUCCAAGUGGGAGGGUAAGUGUCCUCACAAAUCUUACAGCUUGUCUUAGAUUUAUCUACAGGG